AAAGCAGAGUGAUUGAGAAAUAACUUUCACUGUUUGUAUCAUUAUAUUUUAUUUACUUAUUUAGUUGAUAGUGGAGAAAACUGCCACUAUGUGAUGCUGCUUGAUUUUUUUUAAAUAAAACAUAAUAACAUUGAAUCUUUGGCUAAAAAUCCAAUGCCAAAAGUAGAAAAAUCAUUAAAUUUCAGACAACUGAAGUAGUACUUGCAUUUUAGUAAUCUGUGUGGUUGCACGCUGCUCAAUGGCUCCGCCUUCCGAGUUCAACGAGAAAGGUGUAGUCUGGGCGUUGGUGUGCAGUCUUGGUGACAUGUGCGCUGAUGUACGAGUUGCUGCCCAAACUUCACUCUGUGUACUGGGGGCCCAGCAGCCCAGGCCUGUGCUUCGUGCUCUGCUACUCACUUGCAUGCAGCAGCCUCCACCUGCUCCUGGUGUCCUUGCUACUCUGAUGAGCAUCAGUCAAAAGGUGAUGGUGGACUGUGCAAGCUCAAACAGGGAUAAAACCAAAGCAGGAAAUGCAAGCAAUAAAAUGAAUGUGGUUAAUUCUUCACAACAAGAUGUGAAAAAUGCGGGAGGAAUUUCAUGCAAGUCAGGCCUGGAUGAAAGCAUUCUCAAGGACUGGCUGGCUGAGGCUGUCCACCAGCUCACGCGUACCGCUGCCACUAACACCACAAGAGUGGCUGCUGAUAAUCUCCUAGUAACUAUAGCUUCCAAACACAACUUCUUCCAUCAGGUUUGUGACGCCCUGUUAGAAGCCCUCGACAGCAGCAGCGUGAAGGAGAUGGCCUGGCAGAGCGGUGUAGAGAGUCUAGGCAGCGUGUGCAGCAGCUGUGCUGUGCAGAGUGUCACUAAAGUCCCACAACUUUUCAAAGCAAUGCACGAUGCAGGCUUGAGUGCCACGACAGACCAGGCACGAGCUGUGAUUGCUGCUACGGUUACUAAGCUGUCCCAGACUGUGGCUGAAGCUGUGGCUGAGAGCGAUUCCAAAGCUCAUCAUAACACUCUCAGUGGGAGUCCUUUGAGGGAACAGGAAGUCAUUGAUGACAACUCUCUCUUUGAGAAGGAAGAUUUGGCGGAGAACAGCGAGCUGCUUGAUGCCAAUAGCGAGCUCGGCGAUGAUUGUGAAGCUCCGUUUGAGUCUUCAGGGCCAGAGGCAGGAGAGUUGCUGGUAACCUUAGAGGAGGAGUUAAGGGCGGCUGAGAAGAAAGACAAUGAAGACAAUCAGCGGCUACCGGCCAGUCCAUUUAGUGAGGAUACGAAUGAAGUGAAGCCUCGUGCAGAUUCACUUGUUUGCUCCGACUCGACUCCCGAGGAUGGCCUUCCUAUUGACUUGAAUGUUGAUGAGUUGCCACCUGACCCACCAAGCGUGAGCGAGGUUAGUAGAGGUGUAGCUGUCGCUAUUCAUCACUACACUGAACAGUGUGACCUUAUUGCUGACACCCUAGUCUCCCAGUGGCUUAAAUCAGGAAACACGGACCUAAGAAACGAAACCAUUGCUGCAAUUGGUCACAUUAGUCCUCUCCUCAGCCGCGAGAAGCUAGAAUCUAUCACACCGCCUGUAAUAACGACUAUCAUUGGUUUGUAUAGGAAAAUUUCUCUUCCCUACAACCUGACAUCAACACUGGCGCAGCUUCUCGCAGCUGUUAUCCAGCAGGAGGCCCACGAAUGUCUCAAAGUGAACCUCGACCUCAUCAUGGGGGCAGUGCUAACGCAGGCCAGCGUCGCUCCCUGCUACAGCGAGCCCACGAGUGUAGGUAACCACAGCGAAGCUCUGCGAUGUUGUCAUCUCAUAGCGCAGGUAUACCCUGCUCAGAUCGGCGCUCAGUUACUCAUGAGACUUGAGAACGCGAGUCAUGUGCAGCGCGUGGCUUCUCUCGUGGUCACCAAGCAUCUGGUGGGAUGCAAGGUCUUGUCUGACGAUAUCAUCUCUGGCACCAUACGGCUGCUGGGGCCCAUACUGUGUGACUCCAACACUCGUGUGAUCAGAGCUGUUGCUCAGCUCAUACUUGAGCUUUGUCAUAACGGGCACCUGGACGAUACCUCGGCCCCUGCGCUCAUCACGUACCUCGUCAGGCAUAGCGCAGGUGCUGGUACCAACCUCCUGACUGGCACCCGGGGGAGUCUCAGUGGGGGACACGUGGGCGAAGAGACCGUGGGUGACACUUGUAGCCGCGCCCUCUACCUCCUGACGACCACAGUGCCAUGCGCUCACCCGCUCCUGUGGCCGCGACUUCUCACGUUCAUUACAGGAGUUGACUACGAGUCCAGCCUGGCGACGGUGCUGCCGUGCGUGUCUCAUCUCAUCUCGCAACCUCACCACAGCCCGACCGUGUUGCCUCUGCUGCCAUUACUGCCUACAUUGAUGGGCUGCGUGACGUCACAAGUUCUGCUGACGCGGCUCCUCGCCUUCUGUGCCGACCCUUGCAUGCAUCCGCCCUUGGGAGGCGCGGCCCUCGCUAUACUGGCGCCCCUGGGAGGCCAUCUGAGCGACGCGCUGCAGACGCAGCAGUGGAGGGAGCAAGUGGACCAGCUGCGACGCACGUGUCUCAGCCUCGCUGCUAACGAACAAGACGCAACUGCAUUGCAGGUGUGGCAAGACACGGUGCGGGAGCUGCUCAGCCAGACGCUGGCCGCCAUGUCCGACCCUGGCUUCACUCACGGCCUCAUCUCGGCCAUCAUAAGCGAAGUGACGCGCGACACUGAGAGCGAGCGCCGGCUGUUCCUGCUGGGGGCGCUGGGCGUCGCCCUGCGUCACUCCUGCGACACGCGCCUCGUCACCGACACCCUGAACACCGCCCUCGCCCUCACCAACCACAAACUUAGUGCUGAGCAGCAGAGUCUGGGCGUGUGUGUGGGCCAGUGUGCCGCCGGCCACACUGAGCUCGUGGUGGGACUGCUGGCCACGUGGCUCAAGGACGCUGACCACAAGAAGCUUCACUCCUUCAUGGCCAUGCUUAAGUCUGACAGCGGCGAGAGCAGCGCGUGUGUGCGGUGCAGCGUCGUGGUGUGUCUGGGACAAGUGUGUGCCAUGACGCCUCAUGCUGCCCUCCUACCGCAUGUUGAUGGCCCCAUCAUGUUGCAUCUUCUUAACGUCAUCAACAGCAAUAAGGUGAGUCAUGUUCCCUCAAUUCUAUUUUCAAUAUUCACGNACUCCAUCACCUCCUUCACUUCUGCCAACCUACCCAGUCUCGCCAGCAUCGGGUCUUCUCGUUCCUUUAGCGCUGCGACUCUGCCUCUUCAUCCUAAGAACAAACUUCUCGAACCAGCAGGCAGCGAGGAGGCGGUCGAGGCGGACGCUCUCACGGGUGAGGCAGGCAAGGCCUUCGCGCAGCUCAGCCUCCUGCUCAGAGGUGUGAGCGAGACGUGGCAAGCCAUCGGGUGCGACCCGCGGCUGGUGUGUACGGCGCUGACACACCUCCAGCAGGUGGUCGAGCGGACACACGCCUACACGCCCCAGCGCACACACACCGGACACACCGUUAAAGUUGCCGCCAUACAGCCCCUUGCUGCGCUGCUGUGUCUGGCUCAGCUGCUGCACAAGCUGCAGGCGACGGAGGCGAGUGGCGGCAGUUUUGCAUCGCCGCCCACGGCCGAGGACGCCGCCUCUGGUGGGGGUCGGGGUGCUGCCGUGACGCCCGACGUGGGCGACGGUGCCGCCUGUGGGGGCGUGGGCGACACGGCGUGCACGACGCCCUCGUCCCUCGCCACCACCGCCACCGCGGGGCGGCCAGGCUCGGGGCGCGAGUCUCCUGCCGCCGCGACGCAUCCCUUCGCUGCUGCCAGGGAGGCGGUGAUGGGGUCGUUGCCAGGGCUGCUGGCGACGUUGUUGCCGCGGUAUGGCAGUUAUGUGGGGGUGCUGCCCCCCCUCCACCACACCCCUCUCCCCACCCCCGACCACGAUCACGACCCCCCCACCAGAGCCACGUCCUCCUUCGUCCCCAACCCUGGCGCCGCCAACAUCGUCCCUGCGAGAGCGUUGCUGGGGUGCCUGGCUGCGGUGUGGGGUGUGCUGGGAUGUCCUGCCCUACGGCAGUGCCUCCUACAGGAGGCCACGGACGUCACGCACGCGCACAACCUCGACACGCUCACGCACACUCUCACCAGCACAGCCACGCUGCUGGUGGGCUCGUGCCCUCGCCUGGUGGCGCCCCUCGUAAGUUCGCUGUCAGGACCUCACGCAGAGCGAGGCGAGCGAGCAGCGAUCGCAGCGCUGUACAGUCAGCUCGUGUACGAGGCGUGUGGUGGUGACUACGAGACCUUGGGACGAGUCACUGCUGUGCUGCUCAUGCUGGUACAGGACGUGUGUCCUGACGUGCGACGUCUCGCGCUCAGGGGCCUCGCGCACUACGCGCAUCUCUAUCAUGACCAGUGCUAUUUUCCGCGCUGGUUCGGGAUGUGCAAGAGUGCGCUGCUGGCGCUGAGUCACCGAGUGAGCAGCGCGCCGCUGCAGGAACUACUGCAGUCGCGUCUCAGUCCCGCCGCCUCCCUCGACUACAAGAGCUUCUUGGCCGCCCUCGCCCCCCUCCUGGUCGCGUGGCUGGGGGAACAUCUGAGCCUGACGCUGGCAGCGGCGAGCUCUUAUUACCACAGCCGCCAGCCUGAGCUGCGGGCCGCUGCUGCGCAUCUCACGGGUGAAGUGGUGAGGUGGGGAGGAGACGAGGGUGCCUCAGGCGUCGCGUCGGGACUCGUGAUGCUCAUGAAGGAUCAGGAACCCGCCGUCCGCACCGCCGCCGCCACCGCCGCCCACCUCCUCUGUCAGCACUCUCACCUCCUGUAACUCCCGCCACCUGCCACUGCCACCUCUUGUGACUCCCGCCACCUGCCACUCCAACCUGAUGUAACUCUCGCCACCUGCCUCUUCCAUUUCCAUCAACUCUCGCCACCUGCCACUGCCACCUCUUGUGACUCCCGCCACCUGCCACUGCCACCUCUUGUGACCCGCCACCUGCCACUCCCACCUGAUGUAACUCUCGCCACCUGCCUCUUCCAUUUCCAGCAACUCUCGCCACGUGCCACUUCCAUUUCCAGCAACUCUCGCCACGUGCCACUCCCACCCCUCGCCACUCCCGCCACACGCCAGUCCUCUAGCUGCUGUCAUCUUGUAUCUCAUUCAACGACAUUAGCGUUUCAUUUCGCCACUCCCUCCAGCCCUCCUAUAGCUAUUAUGCUUUGUCGUCAAGAAGGAACAGAGUACAUCCAUGAUUUAUCUCCGUCAGUUGUAGGUAUUCUUUUUCAGUUUACUAUACUCUCUUCUAUGGUAUUCUUAUGUCUUCAUAUUUGUAUUUCCCAGAGAAUGGAACGUGCUACACUAUAUCUAAGUCAUGUACAGAGUACUCUUGUAUUUUUAAGGUGCCAAGACAGUGAUUAGGUGUGAUUAUGUGUUCGUUGCUGUGCACACACCCCCAGUUUAUAUUCUAGUGUAUGCACUUCAAUGUUGUAAUUCAUGUGUCUCCUUAACCCUCUACCGCCGUAUGUCACUCUCUCGGAACA
Molecule: messenger RNA, 5484 nt
Organism: Hyalella azteca
Lineage: Eukaryota; Metazoa; Arthropoda; Malacostraca; Amphipoda; Hyalellidae
Gene: c11.1
Exons: 19
Coding region: 239-4771 (1510 amino acids)
Cellular component (GO): cytoplasm
Source: RefSeq, a predicted model, not a curated record